AAGACGCGUGAGAUUGAGAGAUAGCCUUUGGAGGACACCAAUUUUUGUUGAAAUAAUUGGAUGUCUUAUAGCAAACCACAUCAAAACCAUAAAACCCGCGAAUGCCGCUUUGUCCAUUACUAAAUUACAAAUUCAGUUUCUACACCACCGUUGCUUUUCUUUUUCUUCUUCUUUCUCCCAAAAUUUGGUGUCUUUAAAUCAAAUUCUCCACACCCACUUUUAGAAUUCCAAACUCCUACAACUGGGUUGGAGGAAAAACAAGAAGAAGUAGUGGCCGUAUAUUUUUUCGUUAUGGAGAGACAAUAUGGAUCAAAUAGUUUGAGUCCAUGUUCCUCCAUUUCUAAUGGGGUUCUUCAAGAAACUGUAGAUGUCACUAAAUGUUUGGCGGAAGCCAAUGAAUUAAUCGAAGCCAUUGGGGCUUUUUCUGGGUUUCGAAAGACCCAAUCUAAGGAGUGCUUGAAUUUGGUUAGGAGGUUGAAGAUGCUUGUUCCUUUGUUGGAGGAGAUUAGAGACCUUCAUGAUAUGCUUCCUGCUGAGGCUUUGAGUUCCCAUAUUUCUCUUUUGAAAGAGGCUCUUGUUUUGGCCAAAAGGUUACUGAAGAAUUGCCACAAUGGGAGUAAGAUUUACCUGGCAUUUGAGAAUGAGGCUGUGAUGGCAAGGUUUCAUGCUGUUUAUGACAAAUUGAAGGAGGCCCUUGAUGGGAUACCUUAUGAUGAGCUUGGAGUCUCAGUUGAAUUGAAAGAGCAAGUUGAGCUCAUGUCGACACAACUCAAAAGAGCAAAGUGUAGGAAAGAUACACAAGACAUGGAACUAGCAAUGGACAUGAUGGUUGUUUUUUCUAAAAACGACGAGAGAAAUGCUGAUCCUGUUAUACUUGAAAGAUUGGCAAAUAAAUUAGAACUACGUAAAAUUGCUGAUUUGGAAGCAGAAACUAUAGCUGUACAAAAAUUAAUUAGACACAGAGGUGUGCCAAAUUCCGAAAGUCUCCAGCAAAUUAUAGACCUUCUAUGCAAGUUUAAACAAAUUGCAGGUAUGGACAAUAAUGUUGCUCUUGAUGGUCCUGUUGUGUCGAAAAGUCUGCGACGAUGUCAAUCUACAUUAAUCCCUAAUGAAUUCCUCUGUCCCAUUACCUUGGAAAUCAUGACAGAUCCUGUCAUUGUGGCUACUGGGCAGACUUAUGACCGAGAAAGUAUACAGAAAUGGUUGAAUUCUAACCACCGUACCUGCCCGAAAACCGGACAAACAUUAGUGCAUUUGUCACUAGCUCCAAAUUAUGCCCUCAAGAACCUCAUUUUGCAGUGGUGUCAAAAGAAUAACUAUAACUUGCCGAAGAAGGAAGUAGUUGCCGGAAUGGGAGAUACUCCACCCGAUCUCGCUCCAGAAAUCUCCUCUUUAGUCCACAAUCUAUCAUCGAGCCAGUUGGAUAUCCAGAGAGAGGCUAUUAUCAAGAUCCGUGUCCUUUCCAAGGAGAACCCUGAGAACAGAGUUUGGAUUGCAAAUAGCGGAGUCAUCCCUCCGUUGGUUAAGCUUCUCUCCUACCCAGAUCUCAAUUUCCAAGAACACACGGUGACCGCUCUAUUGAACUUGUCUAUUGACGAUGCGAAUAAAAGACUUAUAGCGAGAGAAGGAGCAAUUCCAGCUAUCAUAGAAAUCCUGCAGUGUGGAACGGAGGAGGCUAAGGAAAAUUCUGCUGCUGCCCUGUUUAGCUUGUCAAUGUUAGACGAAAACAAGGUUCUGAUUGGUUCUCUAAAGGGAAUUCCGCCAUUAGUAUUACUUCUUCGAGACGGUACAAUCCGAGGGAAGAAGGAUGCUGCAACUGCACUGUUUAACCUGUCACUGAAUCAAGCAAACAAGUCCCGAGCCAUCAAAGCCGGCAUCAUACAGCCCCUUCUCGCUUUGCUGGAGGAUAAGAACUUAGGAAUGGUUGAUGAAGCUUUAUCAAUCUUGUUACUCCUUGCAUCACAUCCCGAGGGACGGGCCGAGAUCGGUAAUAACUCUUUCAUUGAGAUUCUAGUGAACAUCAUAAUAGACGGGACUCCGAAGAACAAGGAGUGUGCUACAUCGUUGCUUCUGGAGCUGGGACGAAACAAUUCGCCUUCCAUUUUGGUUGCACUGCAAUUUGGUGUAUACGAACAUCUGGUAGAGCUAACAAGAUGUGGGACAAGUAGAGCCCAGAGAAAAGCAACCUCACUUUUGCAGUAUAUGAGCAAGUGUGAACACAUUCCCUAACAUUUGUGUAAAGAUUUGUGAUCUUUGUAUUUUAUUUUAGGAACUGUAAAUCAGAAUUUGCUUCUUUUAUUUUGCAUCUUAAUGUUGUUGUUGCUUAAUGUGGCUUUCAAAAACUGACAUAUCAAAUCCUAACCACUGUGUACAUAGCCUUUUAGUUACGUAAUGGUAUAUAACAAGAGGUGUUUUAUCU
Messenger RNA from Cucumis melo (muskmelon), 2419 nucleotides. Its product is annotated as U-box domain-containing protein 15. Lineage: Eukaryota; Viridiplantae; Streptophyta; Magnoliopsida; Cucurbitales; Cucurbitaceae. Gene Ontology annotation, molecular function: protein binding; ubiquitin-protein transferase activity. The record is from RefSeq and is a predicted model, not a curated record. The transcript has 4 exons. Gene Ontology annotation, biological process: cell surface receptor signaling pathway; protein ubiquitination. Gene Ontology annotation, cellular component: nucleus; cytoplasm. The coding region runs from base 292 to 2229 and encodes 645 amino acids.